Molecule: messenger RNA, 3259 nt
Organism: Leguminivora glycinivorella
Lineage: Eukaryota; Metazoa; Arthropoda; Insecta; Lepidoptera; Tortricidae
Product: dentin sialophosphoprotein-like
Exons: 3
Coding region: 338-3259 (973 amino acids)
Source: RefSeq, a predicted model, not a curated record
GCUGCGGACGCGUUCGCUCCGCCGCGACAUUGAACGCGACCUUUAACUUUUUAAUUUUUAAAACAAUUAGUCCCGUCCAUGUAGUGACGCCUUUGGCUGAAUGCACCAUGUUCAGUCACCGCCUUAGCCUAUUGGAAGAAAGUCGCGUUUCGCGCCGCGAAUAAAAAAGUUUGCAGAAACGUUUCUUAUCUAUGAUUGCUUUUGAAUUUUAUGAAGAUAACGCCUUGUGACGAUUGUUUGUUUUGUGGAAUGGUGCUAGUAAAUAAAGUACGGAUUGUUUUAUAAUUUCUACGAUUUGCGGUUGCGGUGUGUUUGGUAAGACACAAAUGAAACGACAAUGCAGACAGCAAGAGAGUCCAGCCGGCAGCGACGGAGCAACAAACGACGAAACUCCAGAAAGAAAUCCCUCUCGCCGUCCGACCUAAAAUGCUACGAUAAGUCAGACAAUCGUUCCCAACCCGAAGCGAAAGCGAAGCAUAGAAAGAGCAACAUCCGUAGGACUUUAACGCAUCCUUUUACUGGUGAUCAAGAUGCGACGAUGAUAGGAGUGUUCAACCGUGAAGUGAAGGUCCCCGUGCCUGAAAGUGAUGAGUCAAAUAUCCCUCCGACGAGUAGCGAUAGGGACACGGAGGACGAUGCGCGAGUGUUGAAGUCAGUGAUCAACCGGUCCCGGUGGGAUUCCGGGAGUGAGAUGGACUCUUUGGUGUCGACUGUGGUGAGGCGCGCCUCGGCCCGACGACGCAGGAUGCCAGCAAACCCAGAGUGGGGCGUCAGCAGUGAACCGGGCGAGGCGAGCGAGCCGGAGGCCGGUCGCAUGCGUCCCGAGGACUACCGCCUCGUGUUCCUCAGCUCCGACUCGUCGUGCCGCGAGGACACGGAGGACUCCUCGUCCACCGCCUCCUCCGCCGCGCCGCUCGCGCCCGACGACUGCGACUGGGACUACUUCGAGCCGGGCGCGGCGGCCGCGGCCCCUCCUCCCGCCAGGCACGUGCCGCAGGCCUGCCCCCGCACCUGCUCCUGCGGCGCUGAACCCCGAAUAGUCGCCGUCCCGGUCCCAGUACCCGUCCCCGUCCCCGCCGCCCUCUGGCCCGCUCUGCUAGCCUUCCCCCAACACCCCCCGACGCCACACUGGAACACCUACCCCGGCUUCCCGCCCCUCGAUGCGGCAGCCCUCGCCCGCCUCACGACGGCCGCCGCUGUCGCCGUCACCGCCGCCGCCACCGCCACCGCCAACGCCAACGCGCUCCCCCAAACGAAAACGCUCGAAAUGACCACCGUAGAAAGGACCGAUAAAGCUAUACAGUCCGAAACGUCACAAGCGGAAUCUCGCGAUAACGAUACCACUGAUAACGUUAUUGAACGGCCGGUAGAAUGCGAAACGUCAGACGAAAUAAAGGUGAUUGCAAAACAGGACUUAUCAGUAUUGUCGGAGGCUCCGGACGCGAUGCCCGAACAUUUGGACGCCGAGAAAGCGUUUAUAUCGUCGAACGAAUCCGGUGAUUCUAGUGAUUCCGAUGCGGGCGUGGAGAGGCGCAGCUAUGACUUGACGAGCGGGGCGCCGGAGGAGCCGGCCACCUCGGACGAGGACUCGGACGACUCCGGGGGCGGCGGCGGGCAGUUCUCGCGAGUGUUCGUCGUCAACCCCGCCGACUCCUCCUCCGACAUGGAAGACAACGCCGACAGCAGCGGCAUCGACUGUGAUGAUUCCUACGACAAAAAGUCUGAUAGCUUAGAAAUUGCCGUUGAAGUGAUUAUGCAAAAUGAAGUCAACAUUAAUGAAGAAAGCGAGAACCAAAACCGAGACAACAUUGUGCUUUUAGAGUCAGUUAAGUUAAACGAAGAUAUCCCCGUUAUCCCAUAUGGAAGUGGCGACGAAAACAGUGAAUUGAAAAAAUCAAAUUUUAUGAAAUUUUGUAACGAAAACAUGCUCCGAAGCGAAACCUGUGAAAAAUUUAAUAGCUUUAAUGCAUCGUGUAGUACGGAUUAUAGCACUUUAGAUAGCAACGAAAAUAAAGAUAAUGAUAGCAAUAGAAGUAUUACUCCAUCAGAAAACAACGAGUGCGACUCGCUGGACGAUGCGUUUACCACAGAAAGUGACAUGAAAGUAAAAGUUUCCGCCGAGUUGCCUAAUGAGAAACAUAACAAUGAGGAAUUAAUUUCUAACGAAAUUUCGCACGGGUUGUUGACGAAAUUAUCGCCAUCGCCCGAGCCCGCGACUGAUAACUCAAGUUUGCCGCCUGUUGAAAAAAUAGACCUGUUUAAAGGUAUCGAACGUACGCUCAGUGAACUAUUGAAGAAAGAAUUACUGGAAGAGCAAGAGGAGGAGAAAAUGCACGGUGCGGGGCCGGUUUGUUUAGAGGCGGGGGGCGCGGGCGCACCUGCCGCGGCCGCGAUGUCAACAGUUUGCCGCUCGCGCACGGCCGGCACGGACGGCUCCGCGCGCUUCACUAGCCGCGUUAUGAUAACACACGAUCGCGUCUCCGUCGUCACGUCGGAUACGACACGGCUCAUGCGCGACAUCACAGUGCACCACACCAACUCGGUGAACGAAACAGACCCCAACGCGAGCUCCCAGCAAAACGAUAAUGACGAACGAAUGUCCGACGACGAAGCGCCGCAGCCUUCGGGCGGCGUGACGGUUGUUAGCAACGCCGACACUCUCUCGGCCGUCGUGUGUCUCGAGGAGGGGCUCGCCGACGACGACUCUUGGGUCGAGGACGUCAGCCAUGACGAGGACGAGGCCACCUCGCCCUCCGAUUCCGACUCGGGGGAUGAAGCGACCCUACCCACGCGGGGUGAAGAGUUCUCAUAUUGUCGGCGGUCCUUAGACUUCACCUUACACACGAUUGUCGAAGAAAGCUGUGAAGAAAGUGAAUCGGAGCAUACAGUGAAAAAACCGCGACCCAUAUCGGCUACCGAGUUGGAAAAAUAUUUCUUUUUCGGUCUCGGUGAUGGUAGAAAUAUUCGAGACGAUGAGGAGCCUAUGUCUGAAACGUCAAGUGUGUGCAGUGAGGGUGCGGAGUCUAUAGUUGAUAAUGAGCAACCAGAGAGAAGUGGGGACAACGACGAGCUGGUAUCAUCACGAUUGGAAAAAUAUUUCUUGUCUGGAUUUAUGGGCUUUAAUCAGGAAAGGCGCGACUCAGAUGGCUCAGGUAGCGUUGGUAGUGAUAGUGAGGGAAGACAGAGUCCCGAACAAAGGCGGAAACGUCCUUUACGAGCCCGUGGUACCCCCGCGCUCUCACUCAUCGUCAUUGGAUAA